Molecule: messenger RNA, 635 nt
Organism: Aspergillus ruber CBS 135680
Lineage: Eukaryota; Fungi; Ascomycota; Eurotiomycetes; Eurotiales; Aspergillaceae
Exons: 2
Coding region: 180-503 (107 amino acids)
Molecular function (GO): copper ion binding
Source: RefSeq, a predicted model, not a curated record
CUGACAGCUGAGACGGGAAGACAUUAACUAUCAAAUCAUUUGCUUGGAUAUGGCUGGGUGUGAUGAGAACGGCGAUAUAUUCCGCACACGUGGUGUGGAAGGGUUCUUCGAAAACAAAAGGUCAAUACUAGUACAAAUGUCUGGUAAGAUGCAUGAUUUCGUCUAGACUUCUUCAUAAUAUGGUGAUUUUGAUUAGUCGGAGCUCAGAGGAUGGAGUCGCUCAGUCGACUCGCUUAAAAACCAUCCAUUCUCAUCACUGUCACUGGACGGAGCACGGACCGAUAGGAUUGGAUGCAACAGAUCGCACUGGAGAAGCUAAUGGAGAUGCAGAACUCGAAGAUUGGCAUUCUGAAAAUACGAUAGAUCAGUUUAGGACUUUCCCAGUUCAGAAAAUGAAGAAGGCAACGAAUCUGGAAGAACCAUGCCGCUAUCUGAAUCAAGUAUCCACAAUUGAUGCUCCCUCCAUUACCAUCACCGCUAUCUUGGUUGUGAUGUUCAUAUGAUGAUGUGUUGAUUCGAAAUGGAGGGGCAGGCACAGGUCAAAGAGGGGGAGCUGAGCUGAACCUGCCUAUUGAUUCUGCACGCCAUCGUCAGCCGGAAUAGUAAUAUCUCAUUGUAAUUGGUGGCCAAUGGCG